AUGGCAAAAACCAUUAAAAAUAUCAGGAAGAAGGAUCCGAAGAAAAAACAGUCUGAUCCUCUAGGUAAACAGAAAGCUAUUUGGAAAAUUGGACAUGCUUUGACUUUGGCUUUUGGUUUACUUUUCUCGGUUACGUAUUUCUACCAUGUCUUAAUCUUCUUUAAAUACCGUUCCUGGAAGUGGUUGUUUUUAAGAGUUAAUAAAAACUACUCAUUCACUCAAAGUAAGAGAUGGUACAUGAGACUACUAAGCUGGAGCCCACAAAUAAUGUAUCGUUUGUCGUUGAUUGGUGUAUUUAUGUCUGAGUCUGUAACCAUGCAACAAAAUUGGGUCGGACUUAACCCUACAUGGAAUGACUUGUUGUCUUCCGAGAAUUUUCAUACACUAUUAAUCGCCUGUUUGUGGUUUUUUGGUGGUGGCAAGUCAUUUUAUAAGAUUUUGCCCUACAUGAUUUUGAGUUACUUACACUUAACAAAAAUGAAGUACGAAUUAAAUGCUACUAAAGAAGAAAAGAUCUCUGUAACAUCUAGAGACAAAAAAAUGUUACAUUUGCUUGCCUAUUCUGAAUUGCUUGUCAUAUUUGCUUUAACUCUGGACACUAUAUUGUUCAAGACAGGAACAUCCGGAUUUAUGCUAGUAAUUUAUGUUGGUAUUUAUUGGUUGCGAUUGAAUUUUUCUCCAUAUGCCCAAGUGACUGUCUUGGAGUUGCUUGUCAAGUUUGAAAAAUACGUUCCUAAGAAUUAUAGGAGCAAAUGGCAAGUUAUAAAGAAUUUCGUUUAUAUGAAGAUGAAAGAACAUGAAAAGAGAACAGAGGAAGUCGCUAGAUGCGCUUAA
This is a messenger RNA of Saccharomyces kudriavzevii IFO 1802, 834 nucleotides long. RefSeq lists its product as uncharacterized. The transcript has a single exon. Gene Ontology annotation, biological process: membrane organization; endoplasmic reticulum tubular network organization. NCBI's taxonomy places the organism in Eukaryota, Fungi, Ascomycota, Saccharomycetes, Saccharomycetales, Saccharomycetaceae. Gene Ontology annotation, cellular component: endoplasmic reticulum. The coding region runs from base 1 to 834 and encodes 277 amino acids. The record is from RefSeq and is a predicted model, not a curated record.